UAAAUCUCUAAAAAAAAAAAAAAAAUUUCCAAUCCAGAUAAAUUCAUCCUCAAAUCCAGAAUGUUGAACACUGAUCGGGCUCAGUUGCGAACGGUGUUGUUUGCUUCUCCCUGUCGUUCGUAUUCACUUUGCCUUUAACAUCGACAACGAUCCCAACUACAGACCACUAAAGUAAACAACUUCUCAGUCCCAAAAAAUUUCUUAACUCCCUUUUUCUUCUUUCUAUAUUUCUCUCUGUCUUGUCACACUGCAAAUUCAUCUCCCAGGACAGAACCUACAAACUGCAUUGAAAGGUCCAAAAAUAUCUUCAGUUUCUCCUAUUCACUAACUCCAAUUACCCUGAAGAUACCAGUAUAAGCAUUGAUCUAUAGCAAUGAGCAGCUCUGCUGCUGGAACCUCAUCAAAACCAAGAGCAGCUUCCUCACAACCAUCAGAAACUUCAUCCAAGCGCAAAAGAGGAGUUUUCCAAAAAGAAUUGCAGCACAUGAUGUAUGGCUUUGGAGAUGAUCCUAAUCCGCUUCCUGAAAGUGUGACUCUUAUGGAGGACAUUGUUGUGGAAUAUGUCAUAGAACUGGUUCAUAAAGCCCAAGAUAUUGGAUCUCAAAGGGGGAAGCUAUCAGUUGAGGAUUUUCUCUAUUUGAUUCGCAAGGAUUUGCCGAAACUUAAUCGUUGUACAGAACUACUGUCUAUGAAUGAAGAGCUGAAACAAGCAAGAAAGGUUUUUGAAUCAGAUGAAGAGAAACUGAGGAAGGUUUUUGAGGUGGACGAGCCGGUAGAAGGAUGAGUAACGGAGAUUACUGAAAUGCACUAAUGUUGGUUGUAAUAUGUUUAGUUUUUCUGAUGAUGUAGAUUUGAAAUUAAUGCCUCCUAACCCAUGAUCGAAUGAAAAUAUUAUUUUAUCUUGCUCAAAUUUGAUGUGCACACUAUUUAUGUCUCUAAAUUUUUGUAGUUGUGCAAUACAAAUAAAAGGAUUUGUCUA
Vigna unguiculata (cowpea) is the source of this 979-nucleotide messenger RNA. RefSeq names its product transcription initiation factor TFIID subunit 13-like. Gene Ontology annotation, biological process: transcription by RNA polymerase II. Lineage: Eukaryota; Viridiplantae; Streptophyta; Magnoliopsida; Fabales; Fabaceae. Gene Ontology annotation, molecular function: protein heterodimerization activity. The record is from RefSeq and is a predicted model, not a curated record.